Messenger RNA from Limulus polyphemus (Atlantic horseshoe crab), 1509 nucleotides. Its product is annotated as fasciclin-2-like. The transcript is spliced from 9 exons. The annotation marks the transcript as partial. NCBI's taxonomy places the organism in Eukaryota, Metazoa, Arthropoda, Merostomata, Xiphosura, Limulidae. The record is from RefSeq and is a predicted model, not a curated record.
GAGGUGUUGCUGGCGAACUAGUGACUCGUGUUCAAGGAGAUUGCCAUUUAGUUAUUAACGGUUUAAUAGCAACAAUACUUCGUUAUGUGGAAUUGUAUGUUGACAAGUGUUUUAUUCUCAACGGUAUUAUUAGGUUGUUUUGCCCAGAAUCCUAAUGAUAGGCCGAAACUUUCUAUUCAACCUGCGGGAAGUAGCCAAACACGACCAGCCGGAGAGGCCUUUGUUCUCACGUGUACGGGUGAAAGUUAUGAUAACACCUUAUUCUCAGAUAUGAGAUGGGAAGCUCCAAAUGGAGAAGUGCUUGGUAAAGGUGGAAGUUACCAGGAAGUUGAAGUUCAUAAGAUAAAGAACAGCAUACUGUCACUUGUGGUUGUGAAUCCUAAAACAGAAUACGCGGGCCAGUAUACUUGUAGAGCUACUUAUAAUGACACCAAAAUUUUAGAAAGUGGAGUUGAAAUAAAUUUCUUUCAUGAUAUUACAUGGAAUGAUUGCCUUAACAAACAAUCUCUGAUUGUCAACCAACCAGGAGAGUUGAAGUGUGUUGUUUCAGCUAAUCCUUCUCCUCAAGUUUCUUGGACAAAGAUUGAGGGAAUAGACACUACUUAUUUGGAUGAAUCACGUUUCAAAGUUGAUAAAAGUGGAGUUUUAAUAUCUAAGGUACUUGAAGAUGAUGAUGGAAAGUACCGUAUCCAAGCAAUUGUCACAGAAACUGGAAGAUUCGAGCAUAAAGAUAUCAUCUUGGAGGUUCUUAUUCCUCCUAACAUCACAGACUACCAAAAUGAGGUUCAAGGAAUGGAAAAGGAGGAAAUUGUACUCUAUUGUAAGGCUGAUAUUGGUUAUCCGGAACCUGUGUACCACUGGUUUGAUAAGAAUGGUACUAAACUCGGAUCCCAAGAAAGAUUUGUAGUUCAUGAAACUAAUGGAAGCAUAACAAUACAAAAUUUGAAGAAAGAAGAUGCAGGCACUUAUACAUGUAUGGCACAAAACAAAGUUGGUCAAGAUGAGAGAAAGGUGCAACUUACAGUCUUCUCCAAACCAAAAAUAAUACAGUUUGAAAAUAUAACUGCAUUAGAAGAAACAACGGGGUUAUUGGAGUGCCAUGCUUCUGGUGUUCCAUCUCCAGAACUGACCAUCUUGAAAGAAAAUCAGCAGAUUGAGUCUGAUGAUAGAAUCUUCAUAGAGAAGAUCAAAGAAGAGGAGGUUGUAAUCCUGACUAUGACCAUUAAUAAAAUUAGUAGAGACGAUGAUGCAGAGUAUUUAUGCCUUGCAGAAAAUGUAGCUGGAAGUGUAGAGAAUGCAGGACACUUGUCAGUAGAAUCUAAACCAAAAAUUGUUGGACCUAAAUCGGAGAUCAUGAAGACAUGGAUUAAUAAUCCUGUCAACAUAACCUGUGUAUUUGAUUCAUUUCCUGUUGUAACCAUAAAGUGGUCUUUCAAUGGACUAGAGAUAGUGUCUGAUCAAAGUGAAACUUACAGAAUUUUUGAAAGUGAAGGACACAGUAAUCUGUUG